Molecule: messenger RNA, 1919 nt
Organism: Mangifera indica (mango)
Lineage: Eukaryota; Viridiplantae; Streptophyta; Magnoliopsida; Sapindales; Anacardiaceae
Product: probable WRKY transcription factor 21
Exons: 3
Coding region: 576-1628 (350 amino acids)
Biological process (GO): regulation of DNA-templated transcription
Molecular function (GO): sequence-specific DNA binding; DNA-binding transcription factor activity
Source: RefSeq, a predicted model, not a curated record
UUUCUUUAACUUGGUCUUCUUUUUUCUCUCGUUUGUGUAGAAAUUUUAGUUUAUGCUUUUAUUUUUAUCAUUAAGAUUACUUUAAAGAAAUGAGUGUUUUGUAUUCUUAUGGAGGUGUGAAUUCUCAAGCGUACUAAAGUCUUCUCUUUCACACCUUCCUAUCUUUAACCCAUGGGUCGGGAAGAAUCUAGGGUUUGAAACCACCAAGUCCAACAAAGGUCUGUGUUUUUUGGUCAUGCUUUCUUUUAUUUCUUUCUUUAAAUAGUUUUCUGUGCUGCAAUUCUUGUCUUUAGUUCUUUUAAUUUCAACUGGUUUUUGUAAACCCACUUGAAUCCGAUCUUCUGGGUUUUUUUUUUUCUUUUUUAUUUGCAAAGUGUUUGGGAAGUUGAAUUCUUAAAAUUUCUGUUCAAAACCUUGUUGGGUGUCUUCGGUUUACCUACAAGUGGCAUAUUGACUAUAUGGGUUUUUCAUUUUUUGUGCUAAAGAUCUGUUUUUGGAGUAAAAGUUGAGAUCUUUAGCCUAUAUAUGCUGUGUUUUGUUUUGGGGAAUUAGGGUAUAGUUUUUUUGGGGAUAAAAUGGAAGAGGUUGAAGAAGCUAACAAGGUAGCUGUUGAGAGCUGCCACAAAGUUCUAAGUCUAUUGUCUCAGCCCCAGAAUCAAGUUCAGUAUAGGAAUUUAAUGGUAGAAACUAGAGAAGCUGUUUUUAGGUUUAAAAGAGUUGUUUCACUACUCAAUACUGGUUUGGGUCAUGCUAGAGUAAGAAAGCUCAAGAAAUUGCCAACCCCACUUAACCAAUCCAUCCUUUUAGAUAAUCCUCUCAAUAGAACAAAAGAUAUUCCACCAAAGAAUAUGAAGUUUCUCCAAUCUAGUUUCCAUGAAAACCAAGUUCAAGAAAUGGAGGCACUUGCUAAAAGUUCAUUAACUCUGGGGAAUCCAUCUCUAGAACUGCUGUCAAAUGGGAAAAACCCCCUUCAACUUGCCCAACAAACAUCUUCAUCACACUACCAUUUCAUUCAGCAGCAACAACAACAGCAGCAGCUGCAACAAAGGUUACAUCUUCAGCAGCAGCAAUUGAAACUUCAAGCUGAAAUGAUGUUUAGAAAGAGUAACAGUGGAGUGAACCUGAAUUUUGAUAGCUCUAGCUGCACACCCACCAUGUCAUCCACUAGGUCUUUUAUUUCUUCCUUGAGUAUGGAAGGCAGUGUGGCUAAUUUGGAUGGGAGUGCCUUCCAUUUGAUUGGUGCACCUCGUUCUUCAGAUCAGAGUUCGCAACAACACAAGAGGAAGUGUUCUGGAAGGGGGGAAGAUGGGAGUGUGAAAUGUGGGAGCAGUGGCAGGUGCCACUGCUCAAAGAAGAGGAAGCAUAGAGUGAAGAGGUCCAUCAAGGUGCCUGCUAUCAGCAACAAGCUUGCUGAUAUCCCUCCCGAUGAUUAUUCUUGGAGGAAGUAUGGACAAAAGCCAAUCAAGGGCUCUCCCCACCCUAGGGGAUACUAUAAAUGUAGCAGUAUGAGAGGCUGUCCUGCAAGGAAACAUGUGGAGAGGUGCUUGGAAGAUCCGUCCAUGCUUAUGGUUACCUAUGAAGGCGAACAUAACCACCCAAGGCUACUAUCACAAUCGGCAAACACAUAAACAUCAGGGAAAGUUACAUUGGAUCACUUCAAGUCAUUGGUGUUCAAUUUAUCAAACUUUUUUAUGUUUGGCUUGAAUUGCUCCUGUACAUAUAUUUGCAAUGGUUCAACUACAAGCAUGGGACAUACUUGAGCGGUUUUUUCUUGGCUUGGAGAGUUGUCUUUCCAAGCCUUUUUAUCGCAAUGUUGCUGCAGGCUUCAAAUCCGUGUGCUGAACCAAAGAAAAUGUGGAUUGGGGUUUCAAAGUGUAAGAACUUUUUCAUCUUUAAAAGGCAAUUAGUGCUUUAAACAA